GAUGAAACGCCAGUUAUUAUUAACCACCAAAACCCGAAAUUUGGCCAUCAAAAGAAAAAAGAAAACCCGUCUCAGCAAACCCUUGCUAUCCGACGCAGAUAAUUUCUUCCCUUUGAAACUAUUAGCAAAUUUGCUUCGUAUUCGUCACUUUGAUUUCUACUAAUUUUGUACUGAGACGAAGAAGAAGGAGCGAUGGGAGAAAGAAAGGUAUUGAACAAAUAUUAUCCGCCGGAUUUCGAUCCGGCAAAGAUUCCGAGGCGAAGACAGCCUAAGAAUCAGCAGAUGAAAGUGCGGAUGAUGCUUCCAAUGAGUAUUCGUUGUGCUACUUGCGGUAAUUAUAUCUAUAAGGGCACCAAAUUCAAUUCCCGUAAAGAGGAUGUUGUUGGCGAGACCUACCUGGGAAUUCAAAUCUUCAGAUUCUACUUCAAGUGCACUAAGUGCUCCGCAGAAAUUACAUACAAGACAGAUCCCAAAAAUUCAGAUUAUACUGUUGAAUCAGGUGCAACUAGGAAUUUUGAGCCUUGGCGUGGUAAAGAUGAGGAAAUUGAGAAGGAGCAACAAAAAAGAGAUGCUGAAGAAAUGGGUGAUGCAAUGAAGUCAUUAGAAAAUAGAACCUUGGAUUCAAAGAGGGAAAUGGAUAUUCUUGCUGGUUUAGAUGAAAUGAAAUCCCUGAAGUCAAGGCAUGCCACUGUGAGUGUAGAUGCAAUGCUUGAAGCUUUGCAAAGGUCACACGAGUCAAAGGAGAGGAAGAUGGAGGAAGAAGAUGAAGCUCUCAUAAGAUCGAUAUUCCAGGGAUCAAGAGAGAUUGUCAAAAGAAUCCAUGAUGAAGAAUUUGAGGAUGACGACGACGAUGAUUUAGCUUUCUUUACCCCUGAAAGUGCAGGAUCAGAAAACAACUCUGUUAAGAAGAGAAAGGUUUCUGAGGAACCUGAUGAAAAGCCCACAGAUUUUUUGACAAAAUCCAGCAUUCCUGACAGCUCUAAAAGCAAAGAUACAGCAUUGGCAAGUGAUAAUAAAUUCAUUUUGAAGUCCUCAGCAGUCAAAAUAUCCAUAGUCAAGAAACCAGUCUCGGACUCCAACAGCAAGAAGACAGUAGAAGGAAACAAGCAUGCGCAGAGCACUGGUGCUGCGACAAGCAGUGGUCUACUCUCACUAUGUCAACAGUAUGAUAGUGAUGAAGAUGAUUGAUUCGGUGAUCCCUGUAACCUUUAUAUGUCCAGAUAUAUCCGCCAAAACUAUUAACCACGGGUGUGAUUUUCAUUGCUUGUGCUCUUUGUACGGGCACUUGAAAUGUAUGCAAGCUCAAGUUUUGGCUUUCUGCAAACUACCCAUCCGUCGGUAAAAGAAUGACACUGUUCUCUGCUGUUCAUGCACCAAUCUCAAGCUGCUUUCUUCUUGUGGCAAUCGAAGGGUCUUUGCUACUCAAUUAGGAUUUAUGCCUUAAUUAUAUUUUACAACUAGUUCAAUGGUGUUAAAAAAAUGGCUCCUCCAUGGUUUGUGCAUAUUGCAUUACUGCUGCCGUUUACUCA
Molecule: messenger RNA, 1529 nt
Organism: Capsicum annuum
Lineage: Eukaryota; Viridiplantae; Streptophyta; Magnoliopsida; Solanales; Solanaceae
Product: splicing factor YJU2
Exons: 8
Coding region: 193-1188 (331 amino acids)
Biological process (GO): mRNA splicing, via spliceosome
Cellular component (GO): U2-type catalytic step 1 spliceosome
Source: RefSeq, a predicted model, not a curated record